Molecule: messenger RNA, 7429 nt
Organism: Grus americana (Whooping crane)
Lineage: Eukaryota; Metazoa; Chordata; Aves; Gruiformes; Gruidae
Gene: SPAST
Product: spastin
Exons: 17
Coding region: 283-2127 (614 amino acids)
Cellular component (GO): microtubule cytoskeleton
Molecular function (GO): microtubule severing ATPase activity; ATP binding; ATP hydrolysis activity
Source: RefSeq, a predicted model, not a curated record
CGGCAAUACGCUUCCCGCGCUAAACGAAGCGCUGCUGCCGCCCGCCCCGGAGCACGCCGGGAGCCGUAGGCGCCCUGCGCCGCCAUUCCCGCCUCCUAUUGUGGCUGGCGCUGCGGCGCGUCGACAAUAGCGGUGCUGGGGGCGGCGCCGCUGCCGCUCCGCAUUCGGCAAGGGCCGCUGCGCACUCCUCCCCCUGGGGCCGAGCGAAAGGGGCGUCGCCGCCGCCGCCGCCAUGGCCGGUUGUUAUCAGUCCUUGGCAGCGGGUUAUGGCGACGGCGGUGAAUGAAUUCUCCGGGCGGCAGAGGGAAAAAGAAGGGCUCAGCCGGCUCCAGCUCUGCGCCCCCAGCCGCCGGGGCUUCACCCUCUUCGCCGCCCGGGCCGGCCCCCCCCUUGCCGCCGGCGGGGGCGGCGGCGGCAGCGGCGUCCCCCCACAAGCGGAACCUGUACUACUUCUCGUACCCGCUCUUCGCCGCCUUCGCCCUGCUCCGCUUCGUCGCUUUCCAGCUCGGGCUGCUCUUCGCCUGGCUCUGCGAGCGCCUCUCCCGCGGCGCCCUUAUGGCCGCCAAGGGCAGCAGGGCCGGGGCCGGCGACGCGCCCGAGCCCGGCGGGGCGCCCGAGACGGUGCGGGCCUGUCACAAGCGGGCCUUCGAGUGCAUCUCCAUGGCGCUGCGCAUCGACGAGGACGAGAGAGCAGGACAAAAGGAACAAGCUGUUGAAUGGUAUAAGAAAGGAAUUGAAGAACUGGAAAAAGGAAUAGCUGUCUUAGUAAUUGGUCAAGGUGAUCAGUGUGAACGGGCUCGACGUCUGCAAUCUAAAAUGAUGACAAAUUUGGCAAUGGCCAAGGAUCGCUUGCAGCUUUUAGAGAAGCUGCAGGCAGUUUUGCAAAUUUCCAAGCCGCAAAUGGAGGUCUAUAAUGACAGUACUAACCUGGCAUGCCGCAAUGGACAUCUCCAGUCAGAAAGUGGAGCAGUUCCAAAAAAGAAGGAUCCCUUAACACACACGAGUAAUUCCCUUCCUCGUUCAAAAACUGUUGCAAAAACUGGAUCCACAGGUCUUUCAGGUCACCAUAGAACUCCUAGCUACAGUGGGAUAUCAUCAUCUUCUGUGUCUAGACCAGCACCUAAUCCUGCAGCUUCAACUCACAAGGUUGCUCCUAAAAAUAGCAGAACAAAUAAGCCCUCUACUCCUACCACGGCUCCUCGAAAAAAGAAAGACUUGAAAAUAUUUAGAAAUGUGGACAGUAAUCUUGCUAAUCUUAUCCUGAAUGAGAUUGUUGAUAGUGGGCCAGCUGUCAAAUUUGAUGAUAUUGCAGGGCAGGAACUGGCUAAACAAGCUUUGCAAGAAAUUGUUAUCCUUCCUUCUCUUAGACCUGAGUUAUUUACAGGACUUAGAGCUCCUGCACGUGGAUUAUUGCUGUUCGGCCCACCAGGAAAUGGGAAGACAAUGUUGGCCAAAGCAGUUGCUGCAGAAUCAAAUGCUACUUUCUUUAAUAUAAGUGCAGCGAGCCUAACUUCAAAAUACGUGGGUGAAGGGGAGAAACUGGUGCGUGCUCUAUUUGCAGUAGCCAGAGAACUUCAGCCUUCUAUAAUUUUUAUUGAUGAAGUUGAUAGCCUUUUGUGUGAAAGACGGGAAGGUGAACAUGAUGCUAGUAGGCGUCUAAAAACAGAAUUUUUAAUAGAAUUUGAUGGUGUGCAGUCUUCUGGAGAGGACAGGAUACUUGUAAUGGGAGCAACAAACAGGCCACAGGAGCUUGAUGAUGCUGUUCUCAGACGAUUCACCAAACGGGUAUAUGUGUCUUUACCAAAUGAGGAAACAAGAUUGAUUUUGCUAAAAAAUCUUCUAAGCAAGCAAGGAAGUCCAUUGACCCAAAAAGAGUUGGCACAGCUAGCUAGAAUGACAGAUGGAUACUCUGGAAGUGAUUUAACCGCAUUAGCAAAGGAUGCGGCGCUGGGCCCUAUUCGAGAAUUAAAACCAGAACAGGUGAAGAACAUGUCUGCCAGUGAGAUGAGAAAUAUCAAACUAUCAGAUUUCACCGAGUCUUUGAAGAAGAUAAAGCGCAGUUUGAGCCCUCAGACCCUGGAAGCGUAUAUUCGUUGGAACAAGGACUUUGGCGAUACCACGGUGUGAAACACUACUUGAAGUGAAACAAAGUGCUGCCUAAGGAACAAUUGGUACAGACUACUGGAAAGCAGCCAGAGUUUACAGGACUUUACAGAUCUUUAAGUAUCUGCAUUAAAACUUGAGAUUAAGAAAAAAUUAUACAAUGUGAAAUGUGUUCAUCAAAGCCUCCUUGCUAUUUAGUGAGGAUUUACACACUGUAAGUAAGAGCACAAUAGGACUUGAGAUAAAAUUCCUAGCAAUCCGAUUAUGGUUUGAACAAUAAUAUGUGUAUUUUGUUUCAGCUAGAAGGCUCUGAUGAUAUUGAUCAUUGGAAAACCUUUUCCCUAUGUUGUGUGUGCGGCUUUUUGUUUUUAAUUUUGCCAUGACAUUGAUGUCUGGCUUUCUUCCUUAUAACUACUAACUUACAAUUGGAGGUUUGUAAACUUUGGUUCGGUUUUUGACUUUUUUUUAUCCUUAAUGUGCCAAAUAAAACAAUUUCCCUAUGCAGACAGGAAGAACAGCAUCGGGGAAUUAUGAUUAUUAAAAUGUAAAAAGCAGCUGGUCUGUUAUUAUUUGUCUUUUUGGUUCAUUUAAUGUGACGGUCUUGUUCACAGAACAGUUUUAAGGAAGACCUUUGAUAGCAGAACAGCAAAAAAACUCAACCCUAUAAAACCAAUUCAAACUGUCUUUUAAAAAAAUAAAUUACUAAAUAAAAAAAUAGACUAAGACACUCAUUUACUGGCAGUAUUUUCUCUUUAACGCAUUUUGUAACGCUUCCAUUGGUAGAAUUUUAGCUUAUGCUUAUGGUGUACAACCUGAAGCCCAGCUGAUGUUUGAGAGAGUAAGUGAUGCUAAUUGUCAAGUUUCAGAUAUGGCGUGUUUCUACUCUGUAUUUUGGUCUGUUGAUGAUAACAUAAAAUUUCCAUUGUGAUAAUUUUUUUAAUCUACACAUGUAAGCAUUAAAAUACGAGGCUACAUGUUUAAUACAUGGCACAUUAAUGUUUUUAUAGCUUUCAUAUGUUUUGGUUUAUAUAUUAAACUAUGAAACACUCAACUGAUCUGCUUUUUUAAAAAGAAACUGCAUCUUUGUACAAAUACUUGUUUUUAUUAUAUAAAUGACAAGCUAUUAAAAAAAAAAGACCACUUAAGUGAUAGCCUUUAAAUACUGUAAUAAAGGAAAACAUCUUCGCCUUUACUUCUAAAGGCCUGACAUCUUGUUUACAAAUUCUACAUGGAUUAAACACAGAUGUUUGCAAGGCAGAGUACUAGUUCCUUGUUAGACCAGGUUUGUGGGGUUUUUGUUUGUUGUUUAGGUGGGGUUUUUUUUUUUUGAAAGACAACUCUCCCAAUUUAGUGAUAUUACAAAAAUGCAUACUGUUGACAGUUGUUUAAAUUGAGUUAUAAGCUCUGUUUACUUUUGGUCUUAACAGAAAAUGUUAAUUUUUUAUUUAACUUAUUUUUUUUUAUUGGUAGGAGUAAGUCAAAUAUUUCUGGGACUACUCACCUGAAAGUUGACUAUAAAUAAUAUAUAUUUUAUAUAUCUAUGAAAAAAUCCCUAGCUGAUAGAUGCAGUGUAAGUAUAGUAAUGCCCAGAGAGGACUCUGUGCUCACUGCAUAGUAUUGGGUACUAAAUAGCCGAAACUCUGUCAAACUUUCACAGAUGCAAUAUGUUUGGGAUUCUGGUUUUUUGAACCGGAGAUGCUUUUAACUGAUCUUAAGAUUAAAAGCAAAUAAAUAAGAAAAGAUUGUGUUACACUAGUAUGCCUUUUGAAGUAGUCUAACCAAACCACUUCUAGCCUUCUAAGGGUAUGACUCAAAUGUAUGUCUGAUGUAAAUGAAAUAUGUGACUUCUGUUCCCCUGAUUCCCUUUCCUGGAGAAGUGAGAAAUGCUAAAAGAUUUCUGUUUCCUAAAUCUCAUGUAUUGCUUUGCCUUCGUUCUGCCUUCAGUAGACCAUCUCUGUGCUUGGAGAUUCCUGGCUGACUUGGUCCAUGUUUGUCAUGGACUCCGUAGUGCUCAGCAUGAAUAUUACUGGUUUGUUAGCACCUGCCAGCUAGCUAAGCAGCUAAGAAAGGUCUUUGGUCUUCCCAGUCAUGAAGCUUGGAACCUUCCCUAGACAUCCUUUGCAAAUGAGACCUUUGAGGCUAACACUACUGGUUUUGAGUGUUCCUAAAUAUUUGUUACCGAACUCUGUUUUUCUCCACUUAAUUUUGAGGAAUAUACUGGUAUUUAUUUCAGGUACGUACCCAUUGGCAUGUGACAGGUACCUGAAAUGUAGAGGUCGAAGUUCCCAUCUGCUAAACCACCCGCAGUAUGCAGCACAAAGGGUCAGAACUCCGAGCUGCUACUCGAGAAAGGCAAGAGACGAGCCCAUUCACUUGUUUGUACAACCAGUUCAGGUCAAGAGAAUUGGUGUGACUGGUACCGCUGCUUUUUGGUUAGCUGUUCUGCCCUGCUUGUUUUCUGCGUAAUGGAUGAACUACAGUUCUAUAAAUUACUUCUGGAACACAGUAAUAAGAACUUCAUUUUGUUCUGCAACAUCAGUUUGCCCCACAGCUGCUGGAUUUUUAGCCCAUGACCAAGCGUUGUUUGGUUCAUCAGUCUCCUUUAAAUGUCUUUUUUACGCUAUUUUCCGAGUAGUGUCUUUCAACAGUAAUUCUGUUCUCCUUAAGGCAUUAUCUCGCAUCUUCUGGUUUCUUGUUUUACAUGUACUGAGUAAGUCCCAGCUCAGUGAUUUUUUUCAUAUAUCUGUUGGAUUAACUGUGUAUAAAAGCAGAUCUGGAAAAACCCAAUACCCUCCCACCCCCCCAAAAAAAACCCAAACCAAAAUACCUGUAUUUCCCAAAUCUGUGGUAUUUUAUGUAGAACUUUGCAACUAUAAUUACUGCAAAAUCAGAUUAUGUUCUAAUACAGUAUCUUGAAUUAGAAUAGGAUAAGCAGGACAGCAGCUUGGAUGCUUUUAACCUUUGCAAAGAUUGGCAUUAUGUUAGCUCUCUAAACCGCUUUUUUUUUUUCCUCUUCCUGAAUCUGCCCACUGCUUAUGAGUGAUUUGACCCACUUUUUUGAGAUGGUUAGGAAGCAGCUUGCCUGGCCCUCUGCAAGCGUGCUUUACUAAGUGUUGCAGUUACUGGAGGGAGAAAUCCCCCCUAAGCCCCAGUUUUUGUUUUAGCAACCCUCUUGAUACAUCUUUGCCUGUUUUUAUUAAGCAGGAAGCACACCUUUUACGUGUUGGAAGAACAAUGUCUUCUCAGGCAGUGGAUUGCUGCUUUUGGUGGUGUAACAGUAGGAAAAACUCGAGCACUGUGUGAUGCUCUUUCUCCUUAAAAUGAAAAUUUGUCAUGUGUUAUAACGUUCCCAUGACUAAUGUUGACUUUUCUGUAGAGUACACCAAACCUGUCCAGGUUCUCUCCUUGCGGCCAAGACAAAGCCAACACUGAAUAUUAAAGAUUAGCCUUUAACUAGGAUAUUUGUCCACAUGUAAGUCUCUGUCAUGUUAGUUUCUUAGACUUUACAGAGUUCAGUGUGUUAGAAAUGGACAUUCUGCCCGAGAUGUCUUACUGACUCCAGUCAGUUGCUAAUACAGUUUCAUUGAAUGUGGCCCUGCAGCUUACUGUAGGUAGAUAAUAAAUGUGAUAGUAACACUUUAAAAUGGAGAAGAGAAGGAAUUUGUGGUCAUUGCACUAAUUAGAGACCAUUGCCGAUUUCACUGUUCGAUUCUGUCAAGUGUUUUUAAAAUGACAGUUUUUAUACAUGUAACUUAGACAAUUUACCUUCUGGUGCAGAAUAAAUUGUACUUUUUCUAUUCUAAACAAGCAGGUUUUAGCACUGCUUGGCACUGCUGCCAAGUCCGUCUUGUGCAGUUGAAGUACUUUGCACUGGGAAUACCGAAGUCGGAUAUGCUGGCAAAUUAAACCCAGAUGUCUGUUCUACAAGUGGUGUGGAAAGCAGCAUUCUACUUCAGGCUUCCUGAAUCACCUAUGGGGAAAGUUUGUGCCCUAGAUUCUUACAGUGCUUUCCUACCCGAAGACACGGGUAAUGCGUAGUUGUGCCUACGACGUGCUUACCUAGCUACUCCAGUGCUUUAGUGAUGCUUUUGCGUGUGGCAGCUUUGGGACGGGGCAAGCGCUAUUGCAGGUUACAGAUUUUCAUUGUGUGGGGUGGGCUCAAGCUUUCAUGAUGCUUUUAGUGCUGGGGGCUUCUACCAGAUACCAAGAACAGAAUGAAAAGUAGCAAGCAGGUAGUGAAUGCAACUAGUCGUCUCGAGUCAUUGCGCUAAUUAGCGGCAGUGGCUGGUUUCAUUGUUAGGUUCUCUUGAGCUGCUAUUUAGUGUUGAAGGAUGUUGUUUUACUCACCUAUGUGAAUUUUCAUGCUUAGGAUGAUCUGCUGGUCAUCCUAAGAGAUGACCAAUGGGUCAGUUAUUUUCUUUUAGAAUUUUUUUCUUUAAAUAUUAUUUCCAAUAUUUUUUCUUUUAAAUAUUGUAACUGUAAUUCCACAGGAUGAGGAAGUUAAACUGUCACUUCCUGCAAAUACAAAACAUCUUCUGAAGUAUGGGGAAAUGUGUAUUGUGUUUUUCCAGUUUCUCAUGUAAACUGUCAACUGUCUUAGAGUGGAAACCGAUUGUUACGUCAAUAACUACCUCCCGAGUUCGGCAAUAAUUGGCAAGGCAUACACUCCUCCAGUGGAUUAAAUACAUUGGCUAAACACUGUGGGUUCUUCAGAGUUUGAUCUUUUGAUUUCCAAAUUCUUGACAUGAUGUCUGGAAACUAUGGUGAUCAGCCUUGUUUUGCUGUAAGGCUUUCUCGCUUUCAUAAGACGCACUUAAAAUCCUGUUUCAGCAUAGUGGCUUUGAGGAAAAAGGUCAAUGUUCUUUGUAGUUGGUUAAUAUAGGCGUGUCCUUCUAAGAUGCUGGUGUGUAGCCUCUCGGUUCUGCAGCGGUUUUUUUACCUUUAGAAGUGGGAAGAAAGUACUUUAUCUGAUACUCGCACAACUGUCAAAGGGACUGGAAAUAUAGAAACUGUUUUUGCCGCAUGAUUCAAAUUUUUAUUCAUGUGAAGGGCUAGUCAGUAUUUUUCAGAAAUCUGGAUUAAAGUGACAAAAACCAAAGGUGGAGACAAAACACUAUACCCCACGCCCAUCAAAUAUAUUGGACGACUCCAGUCUGGGAUGGGGUUAAUUCUUGUAUUUUGUUGUUUUGAAGCAUUUUUGUUUCAUUGUUCUUCUAGAAUGCUUUCAGAAAUGUUAAACACCAUUUUAUUAAUAAGCAAUGUAAAAAAGCAUGAUGAGCAGUCACAUAGCUUUAGCUUCACAAUAAAAUGUUGCAUUUGUCCUGUU